This is a messenger RNA of Colletotrichum destructivum, 3022 nucleotides long. Its product is annotated as Putative AAA+ ATPase domain, ATPase, AAA-type, core. The transcript is spliced from 4 exons. The coding region runs from base 227 to 2380 and encodes 717 amino acids. Gene Ontology annotation, molecular function: ATP hydrolysis activity; ATP binding. NCBI's taxonomy places the organism in Eukaryota, Fungi, Ascomycota, Sordariomycetes, Glomerellales, Glomerellaceae. The record is from RefSeq and is a predicted model, not a curated record.
UCUUUGGUGUGAAAAACCUAAAGUUCCUUUCUCGGCGAUGUAAUGAAGGCUUAAAGUCGUCAUCUAUGCUAGCUAUGCUUGUUUAAAAAAGCUUUAUCUUGCUGCUUUGAUGACAAGAGUAAAUAGACCCACACCUUACCAUCAACAUCAACAUUAACAUCAACACAACAUCAUCUUGUCAAGUUUCCAGCCACAAUCACACACAUCCCAAUUCAAAGGCUAUUCAAUGGGCUUAGAUUCAGAAAAGUCGGCGAUUUCGAAUGCGCCGAUCUGCCGCGCGGAAGAUAUGAUGCUCCCGUCCCACGCCGAGCCGCCCGCGCCGGUCCCCAACGAUACCGCCGGGGCUGAAGUCGGCUCCGAGUGCGCCACGCAGACGCUCUACGAAGGUAAGCGAAGAUGCGAGUGCUGCAGGAACUGGGUGGAGGAGUACCCCAAGGACUUGCAGGUCAAGGUCGAGGCGGGGCCCGCGGUCAAGCAAAAGGCCCUCGUCGCGCGGAUGCGCCGCAACCACGACGGCGGCGAGGGCGACGGGGAGCCCCUGGCCCUCGACUCCCUCGUCGUCCAGAGCGCCUCCCUCAAAAGGACCCUCGGCGAGCUGUUCGAGGGGUUCCAGGGGAUUACCCCGUCCCUCAAGAAGGUUGUCUUCCGGUCGCCGUUCCGCCCCUUUUACUACCGUUGGAAGCGGUUCGGCGCGAUCCUGGACCGGCAGAGGCGUGACGACCCGGCCGCCGCGGCGUACACGCAGCUCCUCUACGACACGCUCAGCCGGCACUUCGGGGCCACCUUUGCCGAGAUCGACGACCUCGUCGGCCACGGCGUCAUCACGCACUCCCUCCUCUGGGCGCUCUUCGAGCCCGGCACGCUCGCUGUCGCUAGGGAAGACGGCGACGAGCGGUUUUUCCUCGUUGACGGCUGCACCGAGAGCCAACUAGGCCCGGUGGGCGUCAUGGUGCGCUUCAUCGACUGGGACGGGUCCCGGUUCGGGUAUGCUAAGGCCGGCAUCCACAUCCCUCCGUUUGACGGCACUUGCGAGAUCAACAAGCUCGGCAUCUACCCGGCGCGCUUCCACGGGUCCCAGCAGACGGCCGAGGCCGAGGCAACUCUCCGGGGCCGGCGGUUUUACGCACUCGGCGGCUUCCACCACAAGGCCUACUCCGGGAUGGCACGCGUCAAGAGCCGGACGGCCACACCGCGCCACGUCGACGGCCGCAUCAUCGUCGAUGCCGCGUCCUACUUCCACGCCAACAACGCAAAGGAGGAGCUCGCGCCCCUCUCGGAGUCGCUGACGCCUAAGAUCGACGUCCAGGACGACGCACACAACAGCGACAACAACAGAACCAGGUCUUCAAUCGCCACGACAUUCUCUAGGCCCAGGCCCAGGCCUAUUCGGGAUCUCCGGGACGAGGACGGGACGCAGAGAAAACAGAUCGACGUCGGAGAUGGACCGGUACAGGCAGAGGAGAAACCGGGAUCCAUCCCCGCCCUCACGGACGCGCAGUUGCUCAUCUGCAACACCACUGUCAAGGGCUACUCCCUCAAGCUCAAGCGCUGGGCCGAGUUCCGGGUGGCCGACGUGGCCGAGGUCGCCUUCAACGACGCCGCCUUCCCGAACCUGAUGCUCCCGGGCGGCUACAAGAACCUGAUCCUCUCCUUCGUGGACGGGCAGGCCAAGCGGGGCAGCAACAACACCUUUGACGACGUCAUCGAGGGGAAAGGCCGGGGCAUCGUCAUGCUCCUGACCGGCAACCCGGGCGUCGGCAAGACGCUGACGGCCGAGGCCGUGGCCGACAAGCUGCGGAAGCCGCUGUACGUCCUCAGCGCCGGCGAGCUGGGCGAGGCGAGCCGCGGCGUCGAGCAGCGCCUGCGGGAGGUUCUCGAGCUGACGGAGAAGUGGAACGGCGUCCUCCUCUUCGACGAGUGCGACGUCUUCCUCCAGGAGCGCUCGGCGAACGCGCUGGCCCAUAACGAGAUUGUCGCCGUGUUCCUCCGACUCCUCGAGUACCACCGCGGCAUCCUCAUCAUGACCACGAACCGCGCCGACUCCAUCGACCGGGCGUUCCAGAGCAGGAUCCACCUAACGCUCCACUACCCGGACCUCGACGCGGCGGCCAAGGAGCACAUCUGGCGGCAGUUCGUCGCACGCUCCCUCUCCAUCUCAGAACGGGACGACGGCCGCGGCGCCACGGCCGCUUCCCUGGGGGACGAGUCCUUCACGCGCCUGGCGAGGCUGCCCUUGAACGGGCGGGAGAUCAAGAACGUCGUCAAGGUCGCCUCGCUGCUCGCCUGCCAGGAGCAGACGGCGCUGGGCAUGGGGCAGAUCGAGACCGUCCUCCGGGCGACCAGAGGCAUGGGGGCGGAGCUGGACGUUCUCAUGCGUUAGUCUACGAUGGUGCGGGUGUGCAACAGAGCACGUAAACCGCCAGGUCUGGGCAAGUCUGCAGGUCCCCUUGAGUGAUGGAUACAUUACCCUCGCCCCUGGUGCGAUAAAGUUUGCGAAUAUCUUCCAAGGGUCGAGCUUAGACGGACGACUCUUUUCGAGAACCCCGAGUUUCGUUUCCGAUGUCGUUAACUCCACGAAACGAGGAACGUUCCACAUGCCGUGUCACCCCAGACGGAGAGAUCCCAGGCCCGGGUAAAUACUUGGUCUGUAGAGAGAAACUAGGUUCAUUCUCGUCUCAUGUUGGCAUCUCAUCUACCACCUUUGUUCGUGUUCCCUCGUAUCGAAACUAUAAAAAUGUAAAAAAAGACUAGUCAACAUACCUCAGAAUAGCUGACGGACGGAGGCAACAACAAGCGAGACCAAUUGAAGCCCGAAAACAUGCUUCAGCUUCAAACGAAAGGUUUAGUUGACACAGGGGCAUUUUUCACACGUUACAACACACGAUCCAAUCAAGGCCUUUCCUCCCUGUGAUAGUAGUGAGUGAGUAGUCAUGGAUCACUUAGCGUCAAGCUUCACAAGCUGUGUAUCAAGAAAACUCUACAAAUCACCGAAAGAAUUACACGACAUAGUCUGUUUUAUAAA